Molecule: messenger RNA, 198 nt
Organism: Vairimorpha ceranae
Lineage: Eukaryota; Fungi; Microsporidia; Nosematidae
Exons: 1
Coding region: 1-198 (65 amino acids)
Source: RefSeq, a predicted model, not a curated record
AUGAAAUAUAAAAAUAAUAAUAAGAAACACAUCCUCGGGGCUUCUCACAGGAGAAACAUUUUAGACACACCAGGUCAAUUUAAAAAACAUAAUUUAGAUAAAAAUUUUACCACAGGCAAAGUGACAUGCAUCAUUGAGAGCUUCCUAGGCUCUGAUAAUCUACCUACCAAUAUUGCCAGAAUACUUAUAAACAAAUAA